UCAACCAUGGCAUUCGCUUUCCGAGUGUUACAGGGGGGGGUUGUUGUACGUUACUUUGCCACAUUAUUGGAAGACGAAGCCUCGUCGGACUCUUUUCUGUUCAAAGUGAAAGUGAAUACAUUUACUCCGUCUUAUGGCCGCAUUGAAGUGAUGCCAAAUGUGAUUGACAAUGUGCAGUGUUCUCAACAACUUUCCUUCGACGAUAAACAGUGAACAGUAUAAUUCCUGCUACACGCAUUAGCUAUCGAAAGUUUCGUUCGGUAUACGAAUUAAUACCUUCACCAGAUGGCGCGGAAGCUUGUCGAAGAAAAAACAGCAAUUUUAUUUAAACAUUGUCAAAUACUUCUGUGCGGUCAUAUAUUUAUUCAAUCUUUGUUGAUAAUUUUAUCAAAUUAUUUAAAAUCUAUCAACUUUCUAAAUAGAACAUUGAUCGCAAAGUUGAACAGUAAAAUAUUUUUACGUUUUAAUUUUGAAAAAUGUUCAAUUGAUUGGUAAUAUUUUACGAAGAAAAUCAAUUUCGCGUAUCAUCGUUUAUGGAUUCUGCACCGACGCGAAAAAUCAAACGUAAGCUUUUAGUUCCGGUGAAAUCGCCGGAAGUGACUGAGCGUGACGACAAUAGUCCUAACGGAAAAACGUGGGAAUUCGUACUGUGGCUGUUUCGUCAUUUCGUUAACAACAUAAUAUAAUUUAAAUAUCCAUCAACGAAUAAACAUUUUCAUUUUCUACUUAACACUGUAACUAACAAUGUUAAUAAUCUGUAAAUAAAAUGAAAGAUAUUGUUUCGACAAUCUGACGAACCAUUUGCGUAUUGUUUAAAUGUUAAAGAAAAAAGGAGUAUAAAUGAAAGAAAGGGAUUUUCACUAUUUUAAUACAAUUUGUAAAUAUCUUCGUAAAAAGAAACCAAAAGUGUACAUACGUAAAAGAAAUUGAACAAAAGAGUCAAUGUUUUCCUUACGAAGUCUCGACAGCAUUUCCAGCCAGGUGAAAAGAGACUAAUACGAAACGUUAGAAAAGGAACGUCAAGUUCCAGGUAAAUCAGAGACUGGAAUCGUCAUCGAUUAAAAAUAACUAGGCACAGAGAGAGAUUACCAAGCGACGAUGAUUAAGAAGCAAAAGCCGAGGAUUUCGCGUGGCGAAGAUGCCUAGAAGCGGGUAACAGGAUACAAGAGAUCCCCACUACUGUUUUGUAAGGUGAGCUAGAACAGAGACAACUAAGAGAGGAUAGUUGGAAUCCCACUCUAGGUAGGGUCCAUGACGUCAACCUCUAGGGCCAAGUCGUACGACCAGUUUGAACUGUUUGCUUCUGACAAGAAAGAAAGAAAGAAAGAAAGAAAAAGAAGAGGUCUCUUUACCCGUUCGUCGAUCCGUCCCGAUAGGUGUACAUUUUUACCGGCCGGCUUCUGGCAACGUCGCGCUGCCAUGCCUAUUUAAAACAUUCACUGCCCGUGAGAAAAUCGAGAUUGUUUGAAACUUUACGGCUCUGAUUUGAUUGUCGAUUAGACAGAAUCUAUUAGGAAACAGUGGAAAAUAGAGGAAGCGACAAGUUGUUCAGUGUAUUGGAAGCUCACGAUGAAACUCAGUCUGUCGGAGAUGAUACAACACAGUGGUCGAUCAGGAAGUUCUCACAGUUAUUCGCGUUCUCAGUGUCGUUUUCGAUCGUUGUGUAUACAAUUCUCGAAUAAAGGAGAUUUAAAAAACCUUUCAAACGAAUGACCAAUGCUAUACAGAGUCGUUGUACCCGUGAAAGUGUCCUUAAUGGAAUAACACGAUAUAAUGUUGGGCCCAAGUGUAUCGAGGGUGCAUAAAAUAAAAUAGUGUUGUUUCGAAGGAUUAUCGUUUAAAGUGUCCGAAAAGUGGAGGAACGUUCGGUGGUAGUGUCACUGCGCAUGGUGUACCAAAGGAAAUAAGGAUCAAGGGAAGGACCCAGGGGUGUUUGAAUUGUUGAUGCGGCCGCUAUAGCGCGUUCUGAAAACAUCCGCGUGUGGAAAGAAAUGGGAAACCAUCCAUCCGCCCACCAACCGCUCGAAAGAGCUACCAGCCAUGCUGGAAAUGGUAUUCGACUCUCGCGUGAGAGGUCACCGGGGAAAAGAAUGGAUCGGCUGCGACGAAGCUUCCGAGAUAGCUUCCGACGACGGAAAGAUCCUCAUGUACCGGAAUCCAGCAAACCCCAUCAAUGGCAGGCGGAUGAAACUGCUGUUCGUUCAGCUACAUGCGCUUUCCAUGUUAAGUACCUGGGAUGUGUAGAAGUGUUCGAGUCAAGGGGCAUGCAAGUAUGCGAAGAAGCUUUAAAAGUACUUAGGAAUUCAAGACGUCGGCCAGUACGAGCCGUGCUACACGUAUCAGGCGACGGUUUGAGGGUUGUUGAAGACGAAACAAAGGGAUUAAUUGUUGAUCAAACGAUAGAAAAGGUUUCAUUUUGCGCGCCGGAUCGAAAUCAUGAAAAGGGAUUUAGUUAUAUUUGUAGAGACGGAACGACUAGGCGAUGGAUGUGUCAUGGGUUUUUGGCGUUAAAAGAAUCGGGAGAACGUUUGAGUCACGCGGUAGGCUGUGCUUUCGCCGCGUGUUUGGAGAGAAAACAGCGGAGGGACAAGGAAUGCGGUGUCACAAUGACGUUUGAUUCAAAAACUUCAACGUUCACGAGGAGCGGCAGCUUUAGACAGCCAAGUCUUACCGAACGAUUGCAGGAUUCGCGUGAACGUGCUGUAGAUGUACCUCCGGUGAAACAAGUUUACAACCCAUUUGCGAUCGAGAGACCACACGCCACCUUGUCGAUGCUCGAACGACAAGGUUCCUUCCGUGGUUUCACGCAAUUGAAUCAAGCUUCUCCAUUUAAGAGGCAACUUAGUUUACGGAUCAAUGAUCUUCCUAGUAAUCUUGAACGAGCCCGUAGCCACAGCCUCGAGCCAACAGAUUUAUCGAGAAUGCCAUCCACUAUGUCUCAAGUCGUACCUUCGAAACCAUCAGAGUUCGAAGGAGACGACGAAGUGAGUCCAAUACCGGAAAUAUCGCCUGGCGGUCAAGAUAGCGUUUCAGCUAUGUGUCAGCAGCUUUCACGAGGACUUUCUCUUCUUUCGAGUAGCGAUGAUUUUGGUCCAGUGCCUAGCCGUGGUAGCGCAAGCUCAGUGGCUAAGCAACUCUUUACAGGUUCCACCAGUGACACUCCGCCUGUAACGAUCAGUAGUUCGCUGGAUGAAUUAAAACUACAAAAUGGUCCCAGUUUCAAUAACAACAACAACAACCAUAAUAACAACAAUAAUAAUAAUGAUAAGAACGAUGAUCUCAAUAAUUUAAACGAAGGUUCCAGCUGGCAAGAAUCUCCGUCGUCUUCGAAUCGUAUCACACCGACUAGAAACAAAGCUACUAAUCAAAGUCCCGUUCCUCCAAGAACAAAUGCACCCACUCCAGUCAUGAUGAACGUUUCAGCAGUUGCCAAUGCUGUUGGUGUAUUCGGUACACCGUCUUUAGCAAAUUCCGCCUUUAGUUCAGUAUCGACAUCCUCUCUAGGAAGUACAUCCACGUCACCUGCAAAUACAUCAGUACUGGUUAAUUCUGGGAUCGCAUCCAUAGCAUCAGCACCCACUACUACGCCCAUUUUGCCGGCUAUUUCUAGUACCGUGGCUGCUGAUGUUAGUCAGAUUAGUCAGAUUGCAGUUUCGAAUACUAUUUCCACUCCGCCGGUUCAACCAGUUUCAACAACAACACCAUUGCCAAAACCAGAGCAAUGGCUGGGUAGUAUAACCAGCUCGGUACCAUCAUCAGUGCAAUCUUCUUCGCAAGGACAAACGAGUCCCCGACGAGCACCAUCGCUUCACGCAAGAGCUCUGUCUCUGGGAUCAGCCGCGAUGGGACCAAUCGCCAGGACCGGCCCGUCGGAUCCGUUCGAUGCCGAAUGGGCCGAAAUUGCCGCGAAAAAUCUGCAACAGUCGAACGCAACGAAUCCCUUCGUUAUGCCAAACGCGACGCAAGCGUUUCAGGUGCAGUUGUAGCGGCAGGAAUUUGUUAAGGGAGUUCUAUCGGUAAGGGAAUUAUCGAACAAGUUUUCAUGAAAUUUGGUAUAUCGCUAGAUAUAGUUCCUAAAAUUACUUGGUUAAAUUUUUGUGAAACGAGGGGUAGUAUCAAGCGUUUAUACGGAGUAAGUCAAGCAAGGAAAUCUCACAUCUUUUGAUUAGAAUACGUACCGAUAAAACUUCCUUGAAUUGAAAUACUAUACAUAAAUUGUAUAGUUGUUGUUGCAUAGUAAUAUCUUCGUAAGAGAAGACUUCGUUUCAAAUGAAGGAGAGGCCAUCUUAAAGAGAUGUUUAAUACAUACUGAUGACGAUGUAUAACAAUGAGCGUGCACAAAACGCGUGUAAUCCCCUGACAUGUUAGGUAGUUUACGCACACAGCAUGAAAAUAUAGGAAUGAAAGAAAAAAAAAAAUCGUUGGGAUCCUAUGUUGAUCAUUAGGAACGAAAUUUCAUCGGUUAAUCAAAUAUACAAUGUUCUAGAUAUGAAUGCACUUAUUCGCGGAGCAAACUAGACGUUGUUGAUAACCCGCUUGACCCUCUCAGAAGUUGAGCUGAUCAAUUUUAUUUUUUAGCGUGAAGAAUUUUCUAAAUGUAUUUAUUUGUAUGCGUUUACAAUUUGUAAUGUACAAUUUACAAUUUAAAUAAUUUACUGUAUAUUUGUUCGUUCUUAAUGUUCAAGCUAAACUUAGUAAGUUAAUUAUAUUAAUUAAGGUUAAUCAGUUCGACUUCUAAGAGGCUCACACUUAAAUGUCUAUUAUGAUGUACUUAAAAGAAAGUAUACAACUAAUAUUGAGUAGUAUAGAUUAGACAAGAUUAAUAUCAUUCCUGCACGAAUAAACCAAAAUUAUCAUGCACCCAAGAUUAUUCAGCCGCCUAUAACAUAUCGCCGAAAAAGAGCAAAAAUGAAAAAAGCAAAAAACCUAAAUUAAUGAAUUCCGUAGAUAUAAGGAUACACGAAAAGAAUUAGAAAAGAAAAAAACGACUGAAACGUUAAUGAGAAACGUGUCAAGAAGGUGGCCAGUACUUAAACGUGAAAAUGAAACUGAAUGAUUGUUACGAAUUACUUAGGAAAACGAUGGAAGCGUUUAUGAUUGGCAUGAACAGAAAAUUGUUUGACGGGUACCCGUGCCCGUUUUACUAUUUGCUGUGUAUGCCUGGUUUAUGAGCUUGGGUAGCACAAACUAUAUCAUUCGUUAACCAGCAGGAUAAUUAUACGUGAAUAUAUUCCACAGAAAAAUGAUGACGCCUACGCGUCGAAUCUCCCCCACACACGCACAUGGUACUUAAGCAAAAGAUGUUGAACUUUUUAGAGUCGAAUAUGUAUUACGCUAUUGUCUAGUAUUACGCAUUGUCUAGUAAUGUACAUGCAAACAAGUCAAGCGUUUAUCGUAAACUACUCUUGUAAGGGUACGACGACAACGUGUAAGCAUUGAUGGUCCACGUUCGUGUAGGGCACGCAUGAGGUGCUUUUGCAUUAAUGAAAAGAGGAUAGAAUAAUAUUUAUGAUAGCCGUUUCACGAAGCAACACGGAAAUAACGAUAUAUGUAAAGUUAUAUGAUAUUGCCAAUUGUUAUAGCGUUAUGUCAGUUGUUGAAUGAUUGCGGGGAGACACGAACAUUCUCCAUUUUUGACGUAACGAUGAAGAAGAAGAUUGAAGUUAUGUCUUAAAGUUCAUUUCUUUCUUUUUUUUUUUUUUCUUUGUUUUUUGUUAGGUACACUUUUGGUUUUUCAAAAUAUAAUUAACGACUAUCCGUUGCACGCAUGAACCUCGUUUCUUCUUUUGGAAAAUCAUGAUUUUUUAACGAAAAAAAAAUAAUUUUUACCCUAUUAAUGAAGUUUGUUUAAAUGAAAUAUAGAUUAUGUACAUUGUUCUUCUCGUUUUUAAACGUGUAAAAAAUGUGUUAACGUGAAAAAGUUGAAAAGUGCCAUAAGACAAGUGAGGGGCAACGAUUAUUUCCAUUUGGUGUUUCUGUUUUUACUAUAGAUCUUUUUCCUUAAAUAGGAUUAAAAAUAUUUUUGAGACAAAGCUCUAGAUAUAUUGUUAAAUUAACUGAUCAUCUUAUGUUUUAGAAAAUAAUUCUUUAACGAAAGUAAAGAAGCCGAUAUCGAGAGUACUUAAUUACUUAAUGUACUGAACUUGACAAAAAUUAUACAUAUAUUAAGAUAUGUAUAUGUAAGGCAGGGUGUUCCUAAAGUAAGUAGCAAGUUGAAACAUGCAAAUUCUUCAUGUUAAAGGAAACUGAAAGGUACUUUACGCGUUCGCGUACAUAACACUAUCAACGUUAAACAUUCUAAUACAUCAAGGAGACUUGUAAUGUAUUUCUUCUUUCAUUGUGAUAAUAGAUACGUAUUUAAAUUAUCUACUCGGUUCAUUAUCAUGCGUUUAAUUAGGUUGGUGUGAAAGAUUUGACGUACAAUUGAAUCCAAAAUAUUAUUUAUCAAUUGAAAUGGUCAAUGUUAACGUUCAUAUAUGAGCCUUCUGAAUCUAUGUUUCCAAGACCUAUAUAUAAAUAAACAUCCGUAGUUUUAUUUCGAUAGAGCAUUACAUCGAUACGAUAAAGCUUUUGCACAAACCUAAUAUUUAACACUUAAAUCGUUACAGUAAUUUUUAUGCUUUAUACAAGUUCGCAUAAAUGAUGGUACACGAAACGAACGUUAAUGUACGGUUCCUGUCCUGCGAAAAUUUCUGUGACCAAUGUAUACUUUUGAAUUUUCCAUAAUGUUGAGACAAGUACAAGAGAAUGAAAAAGUUGAAGGUUUGAAGAAUGCAAGGGAAAAUAAAACGUACCAAACCCUGAAAAAGCGAUACAAGAAAAUGGUAGAAGGGAUCGAAGAAGAGAAAAUUAGCUAGGAAAAUGUCACUUUGAAAAAUGUAGUUAUGUUGAUAGGAAGAAUCUGUGAUGGAUGACAAACUGUCAAAAUUAUUUACUGUUCUUAACGCUUAAUCGAUGAGAGCUAAAGCAUUGUUAAUUUGACCUAUAGCAAAAUUAACUAUUUUCUUAACUAUUUAAUUAAACGCAUACAUAAAAUUUUAUAUUUUAAAAAUUGCAAAUCCUAUCGCGUAUUCAAUAAUUAUUUUUCACUAAGACAUAGGUUUACGUGUCUCAUCAGUUGAGUGUUAAAUAAUAUCAGAGCAAGUAUGUAAUUCAAUAUGUUAACUGAGUCAUUUUUUCAACCAGAAAGAAGCUGCUUCCCGCACGUGUAAUAAAAAAUGAAUAAAGAAAAGUUAAUUUAUUUUGUACGCUA
Molecule: messenger RNA, 7252 nt
Organism: Osmia lignaria (orchard mason bee)
Lineage: Eukaryota; Metazoa; Arthropoda; Insecta; Hymenoptera; Megachilidae
Gene: numb
Product: NUMB endocytic adaptor protein
Cellular component (GO): cytoplasm
Source: RefSeq, a predicted model, not a curated record